AUGGCAGCCCUGGAAGCACCACGCGCCAGCAAGCGACGACGUGGAGCAGCUGGUUCAGGUCUCGGCUCUCCAGACAUCGAGUCAUCAUUAGCAGAACCUUCAAGUACGAAUCAGAGCUCGCGCAGAACCUCGGCUUCGACAUCUGCAUCCCCUGCGCUCUCGCCUGCCUCGUCUCGUGGAAACACGUACGGCACCCGUAGUCGACGGGGUGCUCAACAUCUGGGAGCACAUUUCGGUACCAAUGCACUGCCGAACAGGCCAGACCUGGUUGCUGAAACAGGUCCAUCUACCUCGGGGCUGGCUGCUUCGUCUCCAUUGAAGCUGCGCGCGGGAUCUCCGGCCGGAACGCAAAUCUCCGCUGCCAGCACCCGAGAAAAGAGCGCAAGAGUAAAGGAGCGACAAAGAAUUGCGUCCGCUGGAGGCACUUCUCUCUCUAAUGGUCCAAAUGAAGAUGUUGCUGGUGGCUCUGGCCCGAAUUUGAGUGCGGAGGAUGAGGCUCGACAAGCACAAGAGCAAAAAGACGCAGAGGAGAUGUGGCAGCGAUGGAGCGAGGAGUACUUCGAAAGUAAGUCUUGAAAGAAGCCCAAAGCCUUCCCGCGGGCCAGAUCCAUCUCACUGCGAGGGCAGCUGCUUACAAGAUCGAGCUCUCUUCGCGACGUUAUGCUGGUCAGUCGUCGAACAGCUGCCACUGGAGCUCCAUCGAUCCUUUGCGUUGAUGCGGGAGCUGGAAAGCAAGCUGCAGAGUAAGGGGGUAGCUGCGAGGCUCAGCAAGGGAUGACAAAGCGCUGAAGCCCUGAUUCUUCUCUGUGUUAGGUCGCAUCAAGAGCACCGCGACCAACGCGCAAUCUUACCGAGACGCACGCCUCGCAUUGCGGACCCAGCGCCAGCGGCUUACGGACUCUGGUGGUCUCGACAAUGGCAAAAGGAAAGCCUUGGACCCAGAUACGACCGGCCCGGAUCGACUGACGUCAGACGAGCCUCAGCUAGCCACGAGCAGCGAUGGCAGUGUGCUCGUCGCUGCGCCAUCUUCAAGCCCGGCUGAGGCUCGCGGCGAUGUUGAGUCUGACGACGGCGAUGUGACCAUCACUGGGGCCAAAUCCGCAACUGCUGAGAGGAAAACGAUCACGUCGCCGAUUGCCAACAUUCCCGUCAGCCGUGUGCCUUCCAAGGCUGCUCGAAUGGCCUUGUUGCGAGCAAUCUCUCAUUCCGUAUCAGAAGGCAUACGCGCUGCAGAAGAAAAGGUGGGCCUCGCUGUCACUGCGUACGAUUGGGUCGACAGGCACAUCCGUCGCCUCGACGCUGAUCUCCAAAAGAGCGAGAAUAGCCUGUUGCUGGGCCUCAGAGCAGGUACGGAAGCAAGUCGAGGUCUGCGCGAAGCGCUCGGAAUGGACGAAUUUGAGGAGCAAGAAGCUAAGCGACGCGACGCUCUCGCAGAGGACGACAAUAGCACGGCUGCUGGGACGCCAGUCGCUGCAUUCUUCGACUUUAGCAGCGCUCGCGGUAGGCCUGCUCGCGGGGGCGUAACCAGCGGCAGAGGUUCAUUCGCCCGUGGAGGCAGGAGGGGAAGGACAGACUCACUAUCGCCGGCAGCUGCGAUGUCACUGAAUUCUUCUCUGGCUCCUGCCAAGACACGAGGGGUAGGCAGAGGUGGCAGAGGUGCAGGUAGAGGUUGGAGGGGUGGCAUGCGAGGCACUUGGUCGACCUUUGCAAGCCAAAGAUCGGGUCAGCAAAGCCCUACCGAGACCCUACAGUCGCUAGGCAGCCCAAGCUCGUCUGACUUGAAAGGCCUGUCGAGCGCAUUGACAGCACGAGCAGGCAACAGCAAUCUCAUCCCCGACAUGGCGAUUGACCCCAACGAGCCCAGAUAUUGCUACUGCGAUCAGGUCAGCUACGGCGAUGUGAGUAGCGCAAGUCUUUCGAGCCAAGCCGCGGCAGCAAUCUCAAGCUUCUCUGAUGUGCACAGAUGGUCGCUUGCGACAACGACGACUGUCCUCGCGAAUGGGUGAGAUAAGGCAUCGAGCAGACUUCAGAACGCGAAACCUGCGCUGAGUCCUUCUGUUCCACUCAGUUCCACUACAGCUGCGUUGGUCUCGAUUCUGCACCCAGAUCGAAAUGGUACUGCUUGUUCUGCGCUCCAGCCAACUGGCCUGGACGCAAAAACGCCAAGGUGCCCCCAAACGCUCCGUGUCCUCCUCCGGGCCAUACAAGUCGGUAG
This is a messenger RNA of Ceraceosorus bombacis, 2215 nucleotides long. Lineage: Eukaryota; Fungi; Basidiomycota; Exobasidiomycetes; Ceraceosorales; Ceraceosoraceae. The record is from the annotation of a GenBank genome assembly.